Molecule: messenger RNA, 880 nt
Organism: Gambusia affinis (western mosquitofish)
Lineage: Eukaryota; Metazoa; Chordata; Actinopteri; Cyprinodontiformes; Poeciliidae
Gene: ccdc12
Product: coiled-coil domain containing 12
Exons: 7
Coding region: 44-577 (177 amino acids)
Cellular component (GO): post-mRNA release spliceosomal complex; U2-type spliceosomal complex
Source: RefSeq, a predicted model, not a curated record
GCUCGACGGGCGAUUUUACGCCCUGCUGUAACAGGGUCUGUUAAUGGAUGUCAGAGGGAGUCGAGCGGCGUGUGGAGAGAUAAACAUGGAGAAAAACGUCGGGUCGCUUCAGGAGCAGGCUCUGAAGAGAAAAGAGAGACUCAAAGCGCUGAGGGAUAAAAAACUUCACGGACAUGAGCAGGAAGAUGAGGAACCAGAGAGCAAAAAGGCGGCACUAGAGGAGACUCCUGAAGAAAAGCACAGAGAGCUGAAACUGAGGAAUUACACUCCGGAAGAUGAAGAGCUGAAGGAUAGGCAGGUACCUAAAGCCAAACCAGCUUCAGUGGAAGAUAAAGUAAAAGAUCAGUUGGAGGCAGCAAAUCCUGAGCCCAUAAUCGAAGAAGUGGAUUUGGCCAAUCUUGCACCAAGAAAACCAGAUUGGGAUCUGAAGCGUGAUGUGGCAAAGAAACUGGAAAAGCUGGAAAGGCGAACGCAGAGAGCCAUCGCCGAGCUCAUCCGGGAUCGGCUGCGAGGCAGUGAGGAGGAGCUGGCAGCGGCGGUGGGGGCUGUAGGAGCGGAGGAGGGAGACUCGGACUGAAUACGUGAUGCGACGGGGAAACUAACAGAAACUGUUCACUGUGCUUUCAAAUGCGAGCUGCACACGUUGGUUUCAUCCUGCAGAGGACAGGGUUGGAUGUGUUUGUUUUUUUUUCUCACCUUCCUAUGAGUCAUGUGUUUCAUAUAUGGUUUCUGAAGGUGUGUGUUAUAUAAUGUUUUUUAAACAUUUGAAAUAAAAUGGCUGUUUUUUUUAUGUCUGAAUUUCUUUGUUAACAUAAAUAAAGCUAGUAUAGAAGAUGUUUGGAUUAAACAUCGGUUUGUAAGCAGAGACUUGAGUUUGUGC